GUUUGUCAUUCAAUGGCCGAUGUGGAGGUUUUGGCUGAUUCGUUGGUUAGAGAGUAUCUUAGCAGAAAGGGCUGGAAGAGGACGCUGAGAAUUUUAGAUGAAGAGUCACCACGAACAGAAGGAAGCAUUAGCAGCAGACAGAUGCUAGCGAAAGCAGUUAACAUUGAAAAACUGAUGAGGAAGAACAAGGCACAAACAAAUCCUCUUCGCACAAUGAUUGAAGUAAUGACUUUGUAUUUCCUUGAAGAAUCGACCGACUACAAACAACCAACCACCACACAGAAACCCAACCCACCGUACACACAAACAACCAAACAACCCCAACAGACAGCAACACCACAAACAUCUCUACUGAAUCAAAAACAUGCAAACGAAAUGAAAGCAAACGAAACAGAGAAAACCUUGUUGACAACAAAAGAACGAGAUUGUCACUCAGACAACAGCAAACUCGGCAAGGCAGCAAGAAUGAGAACAAGAGACGUGCGAACCGGUGCAGUGAUGAGCACAAGAGAUGAUCUCCCAUUUGGAAGGCAACAACAAGCAGGCAAAGACAAGAAACGAACGUUGAAAGGCAAACUAUUUGGUGAUGAAACGAGCAACGAGUGGGGAGUCGAUUUAAGAGGAAACGAGAAGGAAUCAGAGUGUGUUACGAGUGUGAGGGACGUGGCUGUUGGUGUUGAUGUUGAUGUGAUGACGUCGGAGGCGAUUUCUGGGAGACAAAGCAACGUGGGUGUGAAGGGGCAUGCUGCAAGGAGAUUGAGUGGAGAGAAGGAUAGCUUGUUGUGUGAGGAUAUUGAAGACGAGGAGCUUGGUGGCGUCAUGGUUGUACAUAAACCGCGUGUAUCUCUCACUUCGGCAGUUAAUGCUAAACCACUUGAUAUCAACACAGCUAUUGCAUUGAAAACUCUUAUCUUUGGUGCUGGUACUUCAAAUUUCAAUUUGGAAUGGCAACGGCAUGGCUUCAGUUUUUGUGAUUUGCCAGGAUUGGAGUAUGGUCUCAUACAAUUGAAAGGUGGACCAUGUGGUGUGUUGGCAUCAGUUCAAGCCUUCAUUAUCAAACACUUACUAUUUGCUUCAAAUGAAAAGAAACCAAAUCGCAAAUUGGAACCGAGUGAUGCUGAGCGACGUGACGCAUUGUGUUUGGCUAUUGCUGAGAUAUUGUGGAGGUGUGGUGAGGAGCAGAGAGCUUGUGUAGUGAGGCCUUCGUUAAACACACUGUUUGGCUCUAUGCCUGGAAAGUACAAGGCUGAUAGAAUCACUGAAUAUCUACACAUUUUCCACACCACUGAGAAAUCAGCAUUAGAACACUUCAUUAAAGACAACAUCAGUCAGUUUGAGAGCUCAGCCUGCAACGGUGUCAUUCUCUUUCUCUACUCAGCCCUCUUAUCACGUGGACUCACAAAAAUUUGCGAAGAUAUGGAUGAAGCUGGCAACAGACUGAUAGGAAUGCAUGGAUAUUGCAAUCAGGAAAUUGUCAAUUUACUACUAACAGGAAUCGCGUCGUCCAAUGUGUUUAAUAAUCAGAUAGAACUGGAUGCCGGUGGAUCAUCGAAGUUGAUUUUAAAGGGAAUUUGGUCCCAAAGUGACGUCGGUUUUCUCUCUUUGUUUGAGCAUUAUGGCUCGUGUCAGGUGGGAAGCUACUUGAAGAGUCCUGCGUAUCCUGUGUGGGUUGUGUGCAGUGAGAGCCACUUUUCUGUGCUCUUUUCGACAGAAAGAGAGUUGCUUAGUAACUGGAAAUUAGAGCGUCGAUUUGAUCUGUUUUACUAUGACGGUUUUGCACAACAAGAUGACGUCAUUCGACUAACAGUGGACACAACGAGCAAGUCAACAUCUCUUGACGACGAUCACACCCCUCCAUUAGAACACUGCAUUCGAACAAAAUGGCGAGAUGCAUCCAUAGAUUGGAAUGGCACUGAACCAAUACUAUAGAAGGGUGUAUAAUAUAUUGUUAAUAUAUAAUUAAUAUUUUAAUAUAUUGUAAUUGAUUGUGACCUGAUGAAGAUAUUGCUGCGGAGAGUUUAUGUUAUAGACAUACGUCAUGGCAUGGUGUACAAGUAUAACUAAUAUGUGUGACGUCAUCAUUUUAUUAUCCGGGAAUUUUUCACAAGGUUUAGUAUCCAAGAUAUCUUACUGAAAAGUAAUGAUGUAAUUGUAGAUCUCUACUGUCACUUGACACCAUCAAGGUUAGUUUACUAUGUUGCAACUAAAUUUUUAGAAUUGCGUUUAUUAUAUUAACUAAUUUAAUUUAAUUUAAUGUGAUUGUGUGCAAGAGGU
This is a messenger RNA of Corticium candelabrum, 2274 nucleotides long. Its product is annotated as probable ubiquitin carboxyl-terminal hydrolase MINDY-4. The record is from RefSeq and is a predicted model, not a curated record. NCBI's taxonomy places the organism in Eukaryota, Metazoa, Porifera, Homoscleromorpha, Homosclerophorida, Plakinidae. The transcript is spliced from 16 exons. Gene Ontology annotation, biological process: protein K48-linked deubiquitination. Gene Ontology annotation, molecular function: cysteine-type deubiquitinase activity; K48-linked deubiquitinase activity. The coding region runs from base 13 to 1929 and encodes 638 amino acids.